ACUGGUGUGUAUAUGUUGGAACAGUGUCAUGGCGUCAAACAAGGUUGUUUGGAAAGCAGCGUAGUAGCCUUUGAUGAGACAUAUUUAUUGGCCGGUCAAAAACAAGUCUUUGCUAGUUUGAAGUGGUGGUAAUUUUAGGUAUACAAGGUUUUUUUAAAUAAGGUUUUUAAUUUGUUUUAAAAUGCGGAAGAUGGCAAACAAGAGAAAAGGCAAAAGUGAUGCCGCUGACAAAACAGUACCAAACAACGAACAAGAAAAUGGAGAAGCUCAGCAUAGUGAAACUGAAAGUGACGCCACCAAAAAGAGCAGAAAUUCUAAAAAAGUUCAGUAUGAAGAGGAAGCUGACAAUGAAGAACCGGCCGAUUCGACUUCGGACAAGAAACGUAAACGCACUUCAAAAGCUGAUGAGACAAUUAAAGAUGAACAAGAUGAAGAGUAUGAGGUUGAAAGUGUCGUGGAUUCAAGGCAAUAUAAGGGCAAGCGCCAGUUCAAAAUCAGAUGGAAAGGAUAUGGUGAGGACAAUGAUACCUGGGAAUUUGAGGACAACUUGAAGUGCCCUGAAAUAAUUGAGGUGUACCUCAAAGAGAACCCUGAGAAAGAUUCUAGCAAGUCGCAGAAAAGGGGACGGACAACAAAAGAAAAAGAUGCCAAGAAGAAGAAAAUUAGAGAAGAAUCGUCAGACAGUGAUGACAAUAAUGAUUCUGGAGAAAGUGUAUACGAGGUUCAGAAAAUCAUGGAGGUGCGUUUCAAGAAAAAUGGUAAAAAAGAAUUCCUCAUUCAUUGGAAAGGAUUCCAACACAAGCAUGACUCGUGGGAACCAGAGGAACAUCUGUCUUGUCCAGAACUCAUCAAAGAUAUUCUGGAAAAGGCAGAAAAGGCCAAAGACAUCCCAGCCAGGGAGCUGCGCGCUGACCCAAAACAAACAAAGAGGUUGAACCUCGCGAUGCAACAGAAAGGUCGCCGUCUUAGCCGGAGACACCAGGGAAAAGAACGUGCAACAUAUGCCACUUCGUAUGCCAGCUAAACUUUAAGAGGGCUGCAGAAGACAAACACAAAUGGACUUAUUUUAUAUUUAUAAUUAAAACUUAAUUAAGUGACAGUUUUAUAAACUGUGCCCCAUUCAUGUUUAUAAAAUAGGAGGGUCUUUUUUAGAUAAAAUAGUAAUUUUGUUUUGCAGAUGUUUUAAGAAUAUAAAAAAUGUGUAUUCAUGUUGUGAAGCACUUUUAGAUGUUUUUAAAAAAAUUUAUUUACAUUAUACGUAGCAUGCAUAUAGUACACCUAGAAAUUUAUUAAGCUGACAAUCUUUCUGCAAGUUACUGUUUCAAUUUUCCUUCAUAGUUUUGGCUAUAAAAAUUUUAAGUGUUUUAAAUUUGUUAAAUACUUUGUUUACUAGAAUUGAAAUCAACACAUACUGAAACAUUGGUUAGCAGUGCAACUAUAUUUUAUGUUGUCAAAUGUUAUAGUAUGUGAAGGGAAAAAGUAAUAAUUCUGUACGUACUAAAAAUACUGGCCUGUUCUCUUUAUUCACACUUAAAAAAAUUUAUGAGGAGUGUGAAUCACUAUUCAGUAGUGAGCAAAUGUUGAGUUUUGAUUAGUGCCAACUUAAUUAUUCUAAAAUAUGUAUUGAGCUCAUAUUCAGCAAGAACUCUUCACACCUUAACUUUGUAGUAGAUACAGAAAAGUCAUCAUCAAUUAUCAAAAUUUAGCAUUUAUUUCAAACAUUUUUAGUGACAUUUUAAUAGAUAGGCUGUACUUAUAUAAUGUGUUAGAAUUUAUAUCCAUUGGAACAGCAGCUACUGUUGCUUUUUUAAUGUUUAGUGGAGAACAAGUUUUUAAGAAUGAUUUUUUUUUUUCAAGUGUGUAAUUAAAUAUCAUGAUCUGAUUUAACAAGCAUUUAAUUAACUUUUCUGACAUAUAAAAGAAGGUAUUGCAUGAUCUAAUUAUGUACUUUCUGUGUAUUUAAGUGAAAAUUAUAUGAUAAAAGACUGUUUAGUGAUUUCCCCCCCCCCCCCCCCCCCCCCCCCCCCUUUUCAUGAUACUUCAAGAGAGAAAUCUUUUCUUCUCUUUAUUUUUACUUAUAUUUCACAAGUGGGUUUUUUAGAUUUGUGCAAAAAGAUCAUUUUUAAGUUUAUGCAAUUUGAUUUAAUAUUGCAUAAAUUGUUAUUUAUUUCAUUGAAGUUGAUUUUUUCAGUCCACCUAAUGAUAUAUUUUUAGGAGUGCUAUUGUAUAUGGAGAAGUAAAGAUCAUUAAAAAUUA
Molecule: messenger RNA, 2256 nt
Organism: Bacillus rossius redtenbacheri
Lineage: Eukaryota; Metazoa; Arthropoda; Insecta; Phasmatodea; Bacillidae
Product: chromobox protein homolog 5-like
Exons: 5
Coding region: 182-1024 (280 amino acids)
Biological process (GO): chromatin organization; negative regulation of transcription by RNA polymerase II
Cellular component (GO): pericentric heterochromatin
Molecular function (GO): chromatin binding
Source: RefSeq, a predicted model, not a curated record